AGGAGCAGGAGUUCCACCGCCAGGAACAUCCACUGUUAUACUUCCCACCUACACGUCCUUAGAGACAUAGAUGACUUUGACCCCAGUGAAUUGUGGGAAAAUAAAAUUAUUCGCCAUGCGUUCAUCAGAAAGGUUUUUCUGAUUCUGGCGUUGCAGCUGUUAGUGACAACCUCAAUCGUAGCGGUGUUCACGUUCGUUCAUCCAGUGCAUCUCUUCAUCAUCCAGAAUCCUGUGCUUUACGGGUCGUCUCUCUGUGUUUUUUUACUAACAUACCUCAUCGUGGAUUUCUGUAGAAAAGAGUGGAGACAAUUUCCUGUGAACCUGAUUCUCCUGUUCAUAUUUACUCUCACCAUGUCCUUUACGGCUGGAACAAUGUCAAGUUAUUAUGAGACGAACCUUGUGGUUUAUUAUCUGCUAAUGAUGUUGGUGGUGUGUGUGACCAUUCUAGUGUUCAGUUUCCAGACCAAGGUGGGCUUCCCCUCCUUUAUUGGUUUUUUUUAUGUUCUGGGCAUUGAGACUUUUAUAACAGUCAUCCCCACACUUAUCAUCUUCUUCCUUCACCCUGUUAAGCAGUACCCCAUCCUGUACUCAUUUUUCUGGGUCUGGUUUUACACUGUGGUCCAGGUAAUCAAAACUCAUUUGCUGACAAGUAAGCGACAUUAUGACCGAUUUCAGAGAGAGUACAUGUUCGGAGCUCUGUAUUUCUGCACAGACAUCGUUAUUAUCUUCGCCUUUCUGCUGCAGAUCGUCCUCCUCAGCUCCAAAUGAACGCACGCACACGCACACACACAAACACACACAUCCAACAACAUCGCAGUUGAUCCACAUCCGAUCUGUGCAGAUCACAACCCACACUUUGGCACGCACGUGACCCGCAGAUUGUUCCAACCACAGUGAAAUAAGACUUUUCUCCAGAACCCUGAUAAAAAAAUGUACAGAUGUGGCCAUUAAAAAUGCGUGUCACAGGAAAGCAGAUCACCAAAAUAAAAUAUUCAGUGUCCAAAA
Molecule: messenger RNA, 1005 nt
Organism: Silurus meridionalis
Lineage: Eukaryota; Metazoa; Chordata; Actinopteri; Siluriformes; Siluridae
Product: protein lifeguard 3-like
Exons: 10
Coding region: 352-768 (138 amino acids)
Source: RefSeq, a predicted model, not a curated record